AGCAAUCUACAACUACGAUGCUGUCCAAGAUGUGGAGCUCUCCUUGCAAGUCGGCGACACCGUUCACAUUUUGGAGAUGUAUGAAGGCUGGUACCGAGGAUACACACUCCGAAAUAAAUCUAAGAAGGGCAUUUUCCCCGAAACGUAUAUCCAUUUAAAAGAGGCAAUCGUGAAGGACCGGGGACAACAUGAAACAGUGAUUCCAAGUGAGUUGCCCCUCGGCCAAGAACUGACAUCUACCCUGAGGGAGUGGGCAGUUAUCUGGCACAAGUUAUAUGUGGACAACAAGACGACGCAGUUUCGGCACGUCCAACAGAUGACUUACAGCCUGAUAGAAUGGAGGUCACAGAUACUGUCUGGGACUCUUCCCAAAGAUGAGCUGGCUGAGCUCAAGAAGAAAGUCACCGCUAAGAUUGACUAUGGCAACAGGAUUCUAGGUUUGGACCUGGUUGUACGAGAUGACAAUGGGAACAUCUUGGACCCAGAUGAAACCAGCACAAUCUCUCUCUUCAAGUCCCAUGAAACUGCCUCCAAAAGGAUUGAGGAAAGAAUCCAGGAAGAGAAGUCCCUGCAACAGAAUUUGGACCUCCGAGGGCAGCCAAUAUUCAACACGACACAUACGUACAGCCUGUAUGUAAACUUCAAGAAUUUUGUCUGCAAUAUCGGAGAAGAUGCAGAGCUGUUAAUGAGCCUCUAUGAUCCUGACCUCUCCAAAUUCAUCAGUGAAAAUUACCUGGUCCGUUGGGGCAGUAAUGGGAUGCCUAAAGAAAUCGAGAAACUAAAUAACCUUCAAGCAGUCUUUACUGAUUUAAGCAGUUCUGACUUGAUCAGACCGAAAAUCAGCUUGGUGUGUCAGAUUGUGAGGGUGGGGCAUAUGGAGCUGAAAGAUGGGAAGAAACAUACCUGUGGACUCCGGAGACCCUUUGGCGUGGCAGUGAUGGACAUAACUGAUAUCAUACACGGAAAGGUGGAUGAUGAAGAAAAGCAACAUUUUAUUCCGUUUCAGCAGAUUGCCAUGGAAACAUACAUCAGACAGCGACAGCUAAUCAUGUCCCCACUGAUAACUUCCCAUGUGAUCGGAGAAAAUGAGCCCCUCACUUCUGUCUUCAACAAAGUCAUCGCUGCAAAGGAAGUGAAUCAUAAAGGGCAAGGUCUUUGGGUCUCCCUGAAACUGCUUCCUGGCGAUCUAGCGCAGGUUCAGAAGGAUUUUUCCCACCUUGUAGACAGAUCAACUGCUGUGGCUCGCAAAAUGGGAUUCCCUGAGAUAAUCCUUCCUGGUGAUGUUCGAAAUGAUAUUUAUGUCACCCUGAUACAAGGGGAGUUUGACAAGGGGAAGAAGAAGACUCCCAAGAACGUAGAAGUCACCAUGUCUGUACACGAUGAAGAUGGCAAUCUCCAAGAGAAAGCUAUCCAUCCUGGUGCCGGUUACGAAGGCGUCUCCGAAUACAAGUCUGUUGUUUAUUAUCAAGUCAAGCAGCCUUGCUGGUAUGAAACUGUAAAGGUGUCCAUUGCAAUAGAAGAAGUCAGUCGUUGCCAUUUAAGAUUCACUUUCCGUCAUCGGUCAUCACAGGAGUCUAGGGAUAAGUCUGAGAGAGCUUUUGGCAUGGGCUUUGUGAAGCUGAUGAACGCAGAUGGAACAACACUGCAAGAUGGCAAACACAAUUUGAUUGUUUAUAAGGGUGAUAACAAGAAAAUGGAAGAUGCUAAAUGCUACUUAACUCUUCCUUGUACCAAAACGGAGAUAGAGGAGAAGGAGGCCCCCUCGGGGAAAAAUCUGCACCACCUAGCCAACUUCACACCCACUAAAGAUAGUACAAAAGACAGCUUCCAGAUUGCCACUUUGAUCUGCUCCACCAAACUCACCCAGAACGUUGACCUGCUGGGUUUGUUGAACUGGCGUUCUAACUCUCAGAACAUAGCUCACAACCUGAGGAAGCUCAUGGAGGUGGAAGGAGGAGAAAUUGUCAAGUUUUUGCAAGACACCCUUGAUGCACUUUUCAAUAUAAUGAUGGAAAUGUCAGAAAAUGAAACCUAUGACUUCCUUGUGUUUGAUGCACUGGUAUUUAUUAUUUCUUUGAUCGGAGACAUCAAGUUCCAGCAUUUCAACCCUGUACUUGAAACUUAUAUUUACAAGCACUUCAGUGCGACCCUGGCGUACGUGAAACUCACCAAAGUACUGAACUGUUAUGUGGGAAACGCUGAUGACUCCAGCAAGACAGAAUUGCUGUUUGCUGCUCUGAAAGCCUUGAAGUACCUAUUCCGGUUCAUUGUUCAGUCACGAAUACUGUACCUGAGUUUUUAUGGGAAAAGUGAAGAUGGGAAUGAAUUUAAUGAUGCAAUACGCAAGCUGUUCCUCUCCUUCAAUGUCCUCAUGGACCGGCCUUUAGAGGAGGCUGUCAAGAUUAAGGGUGCAGCUUUAAAGUAUUUGCCAAGCAUCAUAAAUGAUGUCAAACUAGUAUUUGAGCCCGUUGAGCUCAGUGAACUGUUCAGCAAGUUUAUCCAAAGUAUUCCUGACAACCAGUUAGUUCGACAGAAGCUGAACUGCAUGACCAAGAUAGUGGAGAGUGACCUCUUUAAACAGUCUGAAUGCAGAGAUGCUCUUCUGCCACUGCUAAUAGAUCAGCUAAGUGGCCAGUUGGAUGACAAUUCAAACAAGCCUGACCACGAGGCCUGCUCACAGCUACUUAGCAAUGUUCUUGAAGUCCUGGAUCGGAAAGAUGUGGGUCCCACUGCUGACCACAUCAAGCUGAUCAUGGAACGCCUGCUAAGGAGAAUAAACCGCACAGUGAUUGGAAUGAGCAGACAGUCUCCACACAUCGGUAUUUUUGUGGCCUGCAUGACAGCCAUCCUGAGGCAGAUGGAUGAUUCCCAUUACAACCAUUACAUCAAUACUUUCAAAACCAGGCAGGACAUUAUUGACUUCCUGAUGGAAACAUUCAUUAUGUUUAAGGAUCUGAUUGGAAAAAAUGUCUACGCAGCUGACUGGAUGGUCAUGAAUAUGAUGCAGAGCAGGGUUUUCCUCCGGGCAGUGAACCAGUUUACCUCUGUACUCAACCGUUUCUUUCUGGAUGAAACAAAUUUUGAACUCCAGCUCUGGAAUAACUAUUUCCAUUUGGCAGUGGCCUUUCUUACUCAUGAGUCCCUCCAGCUGGAGACCUUCUCACAAGCCAAACGCAACAAAAUUAUCAAGAAGUAUGGGGACAUGAGGAAAGAAAUUGGCUUCAAAAUAAGGGAUAUGUGGUAUAACCUGGGUCGCCACAAAAUAAAAUUCAUUCCAGCAAUGGUGGGCCCAAUCCUGGAGGUAACCCUGGUCCCAGAGCCUGAGCUACGGAAGGCUACCAUUCCCAUCUUCUUUGAUAUGAUGCAGUGCGAGUUUAACUUCAGUGGGAACAGAAACUUCCAUAUGUUUGAAAAUGAGUUGAUAACCAAGCUGGACCAGGAGGUGGAGGGUGGCCGAGGGGAUGAGCAGUACAAGAUUUUGCUGGAGAAACUCCUCCUGGAGCACUGUCGGAAGCAUAAAUAUCUGUCUUCCUCUGGAGAAAUGUUUGCUUUGCUGGUCAGCAGCCUGCUAGAGAACUUGCUGGACUACAGGACCAUCAUGCACGAUGAAAGCAAGGAGAACCGCAUGAGCUGCACUGUCAACGUGCUGAAUUUUUAUAAGGAAAAGAAACGAGAGGACAUUUAUAUCAGGUAUCUGUAUAAACUCCGGGACCUGCACACAGACUGUGAGAACUUCACAGAGGCAGCGUACACUCUCCUCCUCCACGCAGAGCUGCUCCAGUGGUCCGAGAAGCCAUGUGUCCCUCACCUCCUCCAGAGGGACAGCUACUACGUCUACUCACAACAGGAACUCAAGGAGAAACUCUACCAAGAAAUUAUCUCCUUCUUUGACCGGGGCAAAAUGUGGGAAAAAGCCAUUCAACUAAGCAAAGAGUUGGCUGACAUGUAUGAAAACAAGAUCUUUGAUUAUGAGGGACUCGGUAAUCUCCUGAAAAAACGAGCUACUUUUUAUGAGAAUAUUAUGAAGGCGAUGAGACCACAACCAGAGUACUUUGCUGUUGGAUACUAUGGUCAGGGUUUCCCCUCUUUCCUCCGGAAUAAAAUUUUUAUCUACCGUGGCAAAGAGUAUGAACGAAGGGAGGACUUCAACCUGAAGCUCUUGACCCAGUUUCCUAGUGCUGAGAAGAUGACCAGCACUGCCCCUCCAGGAGAAGAGAUCAAGUCUUCUCCUAAACAGUAUGUGCAGUGCUUUAUUGUGAAGCCUGUGAUGAACCUGCCACCUAAUUAUAAAGAUAAACCUGUUCCUGAACAGAUCUUAAACUACUACAGAGCAAACGAGGUGCAGCAGUUCACACACUCCCGACCGGUCAGGAAAGGAGAAAAAGAUCCAGAAAACGAGUUUUCUAAUAUGUGGAUAGAAAGGACAACCUACACGACAGCGUAUUCUUUUCCAGGCAUCCUCAAGUGGUUUGAAGUCAAACAGGUUACAACGGAAGAGGUCAGCCCCUUGGAGAAUGCCAUAGAAACGAUGGAGCUAACCAAUGAGAAAAUCAGCAACAUUGUCCAGCAGCAUGUCUGGGACCGGAGUCUUCCUGUACAUCCUCUCUCUAUGCUCCUGAAUGGGAUUGUGGACCCCGCAGUCAUGGGGGGAUACACCAACUACGAAAAGGCCUUUUUCACAGAGAAGUAUCUUCAAGAACGACCUGAAGAUCAAGAUAAAAUUGAACUGCUUAAGCACCUAAUUGCUCUACAGAUGCCGUUGUUGGCAGAAGGGAUUAGGAUCCACGGUGAGAAGCUGACAGAACAGCUGAAGCCUCUGCAUGACAGGCUGACAGCCUGUUUCAGGGAGCUGAAGAAGAAGGUGGAGAAGCAGUAUGGUGUGAUAACUUUGCCUCCCUCCCUCACCGAAAGGAAACAGAGCAGGUCAGGCUCUGUCGUGUUGCCCUAUAUCAUGUCUUCCACGCUGAGACGGCUCUCUGUCACAUCCGUGGCGUCUUCUGUGGUCUCUUCAUCUUCCACGUCAUCUGAUAGCACUUCCUCCAGACCGGGUUCAGAUGGAUCCAUUCUGGAGCCUCUCUUGGAGAGAAGAAUCUCAACAGCUUCCAGAGCUGAGGAGCUGCCCAUGAAAGAGGAUGGUGAUAACCGGAUUAGCAAACUCAAGCGGAAGGACUGGAGUAUUAGCAAGUCUCAGGUUAUUGUAGAGAAGGAGCCAGAAACGGAACUGACUUCCAAAAUGGGCAUGUCAGGAAAAGCACAAAGGCCAAAGAGUCUUCAGCUAGGAGACAACAGACUGACUUUGCUUCAGGGUUCUUCUCUCCAGCAAUCAACGCCUCGCACCCCACCACCCAUCACUCCCAAAACCCCAAGAACCCAAAGUUUUCCCUCACUGCAGGCUGAUGGAUUGGCAAAUGCUAGUUUACAGAGCACUCCGCCCCCACCUCCGCCCAAAAGCAAACCCUACGAGAACAGCAACCCGAGGAAUUCUGUGGAGGUUGCUCCACCACUACCCACCAGACGUGAAGCCAAACCUCCCCCCCCACCCCCAAAAACCAGAAAAUCCAGCGUUGUCUCUUCAGAGCAAGGACUGCAGUGAGGAUCAUCACUUGCUGGCGUAGCAGCAAGCGCCUAGAGUGAAACGGCUGCUUUCUUUCACUGACACACCGGGGCUCUCUGACCCGAAAGACUCGCGAUCUCACCUGCCAUUCCAUUCACCCCCCUCAGAGAUUUCUCUGGGAAAUACCAAAAGGAACUAUUGUUGUGACUCUAUUCCCUAACCUCUGGUUUACCUUUCCAGUACUGAGACACUAAUCACAGAGCAGGAGGAGUCGUCCUACUGGAAUUCUUGGCUUUGUCUGUCCUGAGUUGGUUUUGUUUCACUGAUGCAAUUGCAGCGGCUCAUUCCUAGUGUAAAUCUGUCACGGUAGUGAUUUGCACCAGUGUUUGGAACAAGGUAAGCCACACCAGGGUGAGAAGUGCCCUGCAGGAUUUUCACAGGGACUUUGCAGCCGUGCUGGCGCAGGGGUCCCGUCCCGGAGCGUCACCAAGCCCCGCUUGUGUGAAGUGAAGCAGAUCCCAGCCGCUCCGGGCUGUGAAGUGUCGGCUCCUGAGACGUCAGGUGCCCGUGUAUGAUGUGCAGUCUCCUAAGAUUUUUGAUUGCAGGCAGAGACCUGAGCUCUGUUAGCGGAACGAGAACUCUUUUUUUUCCUGCUAGUCGUCAUAUGUAUUUAGGAUGAAGUGCAGACCUUCUGCCUUCCACCGUCUCUUCGAGUAGUGGCAGUUGCUCGCUCCCAAUGGAGAGUUUAGGUUCACCAGUACUUUGUCAUAAUUUCACUGUUGAUUCUGGUUUUAACACUAUAGAGCAGUUGAUACUCCUCCCUGAAUUAUGUUACCUCCUUGGUUUGUGCUUGCAUCUGGGACCUGGUACGAUAUUUCAUCUUUGUGCCUUUUAGUAGGGUGUAAAAAGUUGCGUCUCCUGUGAAUGUGUGAGAAGAAUAGAAGCUGCGUUGAUACCAGCACUGUGCUGGUACCAGCGACUUGGAGAGGGUGGAGUAUGCAAAACUAGUUACACAUCCUGACCUCAACAACAGUCUGAUAGCUACUGAAACCUUUACUUUGACUGGACAAAUUCACACAAAUAUAAAUCAUUCUCCUCCUCUUUCUUUUCCUGCACCCAUUUGCGGCAGUACUUGCACUUUGUUUUGUAGCCUCCCUUGAUCUAAGUUUUUAACAGCCACUAGACCAAGGAGCCAUUUAGAUCUGGGAUGCAUGUGAAAGACUUGACAAUUAACCACCUGCUUUCCUUUGGCUUGGGUUAGUCCAGCUCUCUGCAGCUUUUCUUACCUUGGAGGGUGGGAUAAUCUCUUUAAUUUUUCUUUUAAUUAUUUAUUCCCUGCUCUGUCGGGAUGUCAGCAUCAGUCUUUGCAUAGAGAGAAAAAAAUGAGAUGCUCUUAGGUUCUACUGGUUUUAAAUUCACAGGAUCCACGCAGGCAAAGGCUGCUGUGCACUGUUAGAACAGCCUGGCCUCACAGUUGCGUUGUGACCGAAGCUUCAACACAAAUACCAUUGUUAUUUAUGGACCAGGUGGGCCU
This is a messenger RNA of Athene cunicularia (burrowing owl), 7088 nucleotides long. RefSeq names its product dedicator of cytokinesis 5 (gene DOCK5). The coding region runs from base 77 to 5593 and encodes 1838 amino acids. Gene Ontology annotation, molecular function: guanyl-nucleotide exchange factor activity; small GTPase binding; GTPase activator activity. The transcript is spliced from 51 exons. Lineage: Eukaryota; Metazoa; Chordata; Aves; Strigiformes; Strigidae. Gene Ontology annotation, biological process: cell migration; small GTPase-mediated signal transduction. Gene Ontology annotation, cellular component: cytoplasm; plasma membrane. The record is from RefSeq and is a predicted model, not a curated record.